UUAAAGAUGAAGAAUCGAAUGGGAAGAGAAAUAGCAAAUAUCUCAAAUAAUCAUAGGAGAAGGAACUUUGAAAUAGAGGAUUUGUCCAAACCUUCAGAUAAAGUUAAAGUUGAGGGACUGAGUAGAGCCAGGAAUAUGAUUAAUGGCCAGGUUGGGAAAAAGACAGAAGCUGCAUAUGCAAGCUCGUGAACUUUAAAGGCAAAUAAAAACACAGAAUAUAUUCGAUAUACUCCUGAUCAAAGUGGAGAAGCUUUUAACUCUGGAGCUCAACAGCGUAUUGUCAAAAUGGUAACUCAGCAGGAAGAUCCUUUACUUCCUCCAAAGUUCAAGCAUAAAAGAGCUCCAAGAGGUGCUCCUUCACCUCCUGAGACAGUAAUGAGGAGUCCCAGUAGGAAGAUCACUGCAAAGGAUCAAGCUGAUUGGAACAUCCCUUCAUGUAUUUCUCAAUGGAAGAACGCAAAGGGUUAUACUAUCCCUCUGCAUAUGAGAAUCCAGUCAGAUGGUAGGAAUCUCCAAGACACCACUAUCAAUCACAAGCAUGCUAAAUUUAGUGAAUCUAUCUUACUCGCAGAGAUUCAGAGUAGGAAAGAAGUAGAGGAAAGGAACAAGAUCAAGCAGAGCCAUCACCUCAUGAUGGAGAUCAGGAAAGAAAAGCAGAUACAGAAGGACGCCACGCUUGCAAGAGCCGAGAAGGAGAAGCUCAUCCAAUCAUCAAUCUCCCAACUCCGUUCAGAGAGGAGGGAUAACCAUGAAGGUGUCGAGUCCAGGAAGAGAACUCGAGAAGAAAUCGAGAGGGAAGAAGCAAAAAGAGAAAGAGACGCAUUGAAAAGACAGAUUAAGAGAGAUGUAGUAAGACAAAGAAGGCUUGAAGUCGCUGGAAAACAAGAUAAAGCUAACCCUAGGGACGGAGAAAGAGACAUUAGUGAGAAAAUUGCUCUCGGACAAGCACAACCAACUUCUAAAGAUGCUAUGUUUGACCAAAGGCUCUUUAAUCAGCAGAGUGGUAUGGAGCAAGGAUUUGGAGAUGAUGAUGAGUAUAACUUGUAUGACAAGCCUCUUUUUGCAGAUAGAACGGCUACAAGUAUUUACAAAAGUACUAAAGAAGUGAAUGAAGAAGAAGACCUUGAAGAUACCGAUAAAAAUAGAGUUGCUAAAGUAUUAAAAACAACAAAUAAGCCAAACAGAGGAUUUGAAGGAGCUGAUUAUACCAAAGGUCCAAGAUGUGCUCCAGUCGAAUUUGAACAGAAGAAUGACUCCACAGAUGUCAAUACAAUGAAAGCAGGUCUUCAAACUUCACAUAAGAGAAGAAAAUAUGAUGAAUAA
This is a messenger RNA of Moneuplotes crassus, 1323 nucleotides long. The record is from the annotation of a GenBank genome assembly. Lineage: Eukaryota; Ciliophora; Spirotrichea; Euplotida; Euplotidae.